Esox lucius (northern pike) is the source of this 2834-nucleotide messenger RNA. RefSeq names its product phosphate cytidylyltransferase 2, ethanolamine (gene pcyt2). Gene Ontology annotation, molecular function: ethanolamine-phosphate cytidylyltransferase activity. Gene Ontology annotation, cellular component: cytoplasm. Gene Ontology annotation, biological process: phosphatidylethanolamine biosynthetic process. NCBI's taxonomy places the organism in Eukaryota, Metazoa, Chordata, Actinopteri, Esociformes, Esocidae. The record is from RefSeq and is a predicted model, not a curated record. The transcript has 13 exons. Bases 161 to 1366 code for a protein of 401 amino acids.
GUUAUUCCACCGGUAGCGUCAUUCUUCGAUAAGCCGGGGGAAAGAUAGCAUCCACCCUGUCCGUUAAACUUUUCUUUGACGGCAGUUCUGACAUUUUAACAAGUAUUGUUUUAAUUCUUGUUGGGUUUUUAGCGUAGAGUAUAUACUUUUUAAAAGAACAAUGAUCAAGAACGGUCACCACGCAACGAAAGAGUCGGGCAGAGAGAGCGGUGCUAAGCCUGGAGACUCAGCUUGCAGCCCCGAGAAGAGGAAACGUAUUAUCCGGGUGUGGUGUGAUGGGUGUUAUGACAUGGUACACUACGGACACUCCAACCAGCUGAGACAGGCCAAGGCCAUGGGAGAUUACCUGGUGGUUGGAGUACAUACGGAUGGAGAGAUCUCAAAGCACAAGGGUCCCCCUGUCUUCACCCAGGCGGAGAGGUAUAAGAUGGUGCGGGCUAUCAAGUGGGUGGAUGAGAUUGUGGAGGGCGCCCCCUACGUCACGACGCUGGACACCCUGGACAAACACAGCUGUGACUUCUGCGUCCACGGAGAUGACAUCACUCUGACGGUGGACGGCGAGGACACGUACGCAGAGGUGAAGCGCGAGGGCCGCUACCGGGAGUGUCGACGGACCCAGGGCGUCUCGACCACGGACCUGGUGGGUCGCAUGCUGCUCAUGACCAAGGCCCACCACAGCAACCUGGACAACUCAAACUACCAACAGCAUACAGACAACUUUGGGAAGGGCCCUAAAGGUCACAGUCCGUGGACCGGGGUGUCCCAGUUCCUCCAGACGUCCCAGAAGAUCAUCCAGUUUGCCUCAGGGAAGGAGCCUCAGCCUGGGGACACCAUCAUCUACGUGGCCGGCGCAUUCGACCUGUUCCACAUUGGUCACGUGGACUUCCUGGAGGCGGUCUACAAGCUGGCAGAGAAGCCCUACGUCAUUGUAGGACUGCACUUUGACCAGGAAGUGAAUCGCUACAAAGGGAAGAACUAUCCAAUCAUGAAUGUCCACGAGAGAACCCUGAGUGUCCUGGCUUGCAGGUAUGUAUCAGAAGUGGUGAUUGGUGCUCCUUACGCUGUGGGAAAAGAUCUGCUGGACCACUUUAAGGUGGACCUGGUGAUACACGGGAAGACUGAGGUGUUUCCAGACAAGGACAGUUCUGAUCCGUAUGCUGAGCCUAAAAAGAGAGGAAUCUUCCGGACGGUGGACAGUGGGAACAGUCUGACCACCGACGACAUCGUCCAGAGGAUCAUCGAAAACCGGCUCCAGUUUGAGGCCAGGAACCAGAAGAAGGAGGCCAAGGAGCUGGCGGUGUUCGAGGCGAUGAAACGACAGGUGGAGGGGGCGGUGUCUGGGGCAUCCGCCCGGGCAGCACACUAACCAGAACCACCUGGGUCCAGAGUGGUUCAGAUGGACCCAAAACCGAUUUGAAACCAAUCCAAACGGGAUCAGACUGAACCCACGCAACCAAAAACCCGUUUAGUUGUACUUAUGUACAUAUCCCCCAAGGUACUGGAGUGACCAGAGGAAACGGUUCAAACUGAACACAACCAGAUCAGUCGUCCUGCCUGAUUUGCUCUCCCGUACUUAAUAAUCCCCUUCGCAAAUCAGAUCACACCCGAAUCCAGUCCAACCCGCUCAAUAACCACACAAACCAGAACCAAGUACUACUCAUAAAGUGUGUGUAUAUAUAUAAUUUAGACAAGUCACUCAAAACUGUCCCGACUGUGAUAUGAACAGAAAAGUAGUGAGAAAGGGUGGAGAAAGUGUGUGUGUGUGUGUAUAUGUGUGUGUGUGUGUGUGUGUGUGUUUGUGUGUACACUGUUUUCUUUAGGACCUCCUAGUCUGAACUAAUAAGGGCUGUGAAUGUAAUUGCCUCUGUUCUGCAUCCCAAAUCACACCAUAUUCCAUUCAUCACUAGGAUGGUCAAAAGUAGUGCAUUAUGUUUGGAGCAGUUUAAUAGGCCGACAGUAUUUGAACUCUUAUUUCCAUUGAGACUUUUCAGAUCGGUUUUAUACAGUUUCCCGUACGUGGAGGACUCCCAAAAUGUCCCUCCUAAAUUGCUACCAAUAUUUGAAGCAAUGCACUAGAUUUGGCCUGAAUUUGUCUAGUCAGACGGUGGGUGUGGCCUGUGUGGUCUAGCGGCUACAACCUUUGACCUCAUAUGUCUACAGUAUGAGUCCCUUUCAGGGGGGACGAAGCUAAUUAAACAUUGGGAUGUCCGAUGCAUUGCAGUUGUCCUCUAACCUUCCUGUCUUCCCUGUCGUCCAACACUGUACACAAAACUGUGGAAGAGAUGGUGCCCUGCUGACUGCAUCUAGGGGAAAGGUGAACUGGGGGUCAGUCUUGGCCGAAGGGUUGCAGACACACUUUUCCUGGAGAGCUACCGUCAUGUUUCCUCACCGAAACUUCACCGAAAUUUUGCACAGCUAUUUCUAAUUAUGAACUAGAUAAAAGGCUAGAUCAUGUUUGUCACAAUUGGGUUAGGAGUUAAAGCCUACAUGAGGGUAGCUCUCUAGGAGCAGGGUUGGAGUUCAAACCUACAGGAGGGUAGAUCUCCAGGAAUAUGGUUGGGUACAUUUCAGAUGCACAUUGUCUUGUAUGUAAAAUGAAUCAGGGUUCAGAUAAUAUAGUUCAAUCUUCCUCUUUUUUAUGUUGGUAUUGUUAUCUCUAACCUGGCCUGUAUUGAUGUAUGAGGCUAUUUUUUAUGUAUGUGUGUCAGAGACUGAUUUUAAAUGGGCAUCUAUGUUGUAUGGCUUCACCCCUUCAUAAGAUACUAUGUAAAUUGGUUAAUUGUCGUGUGAUUCACGACAAAAAAAAUUUAAUCACAAUACAGUAAUUUUCCAAA